Dermochelys coriacea (leatherback sea turtle) is the source of this 3102-nucleotide messenger RNA. RefSeq names its product endothelin 1 (gene EDN1). Lineage: Eukaryota; Metazoa; Chordata; Testudines; Dermochelyidae. The record is from RefSeq and is a predicted model, not a curated record. Gene Ontology annotation, biological process: intracellular calcium ion homeostasis; regulation of systemic arterial blood pressure by endothelin; vein smooth muscle contraction. The coding region runs from base 1311 to 1898 and encodes 195 amino acids. The transcript is spliced from 5 exons. Gene Ontology annotation, molecular function: hormone activity; endothelin B receptor binding; endothelin A receptor binding. Gene Ontology annotation, cellular component: extracellular region.
CCCUGGCCCAGCAUUGUCUAAGUCCACAGGGAGGAAGCAGAGGGGAGCUCUGCUUAGUCCAUUCCUCUGUUUCAGGUACUCUACUUCUCUUUAGCAAUUGUGGGGCAGAUGAAAGAAGCUUCUAGAGCUUGUUGGGAUGGAGGAGGAUGAAGUACAUUCAAUAUCCCCAAUGUCCUGCAUUUAUGGGACCACAGCACCACUCCCCCUUCAGCCAAGAUACUAGGGGUGAGACAACUGUGCCAUCCAGGGGAAUGGAGAAAUGGUGUUACUGGCAAACUCCCUUCCACCUAAAGCUCCGUGGAUUCUUUAUCUGUUUCCAGACUAUUUAAAUCUUCUCCUCUUCCCACAUAAUGUUUCCCUUUCCUAAUCCUUGAUUUGGCUCCUAGCUAAUUAUUGACAUUCCUAGCUCUUUGCUGUGCAAAACAGAAGAAAAGGGGGAGGGAGGCACACAAAGCUAUCUCUCCGAAACCUGAAUCUUUGUAAUUGUGUUUCAGGUGACAUCAUUCUUCACCCUCCAAGAGGCAGCAAACGGCAUUCAGUAAAGCCAACAUUCUCCUACAUUUGAAUGGAGGGUGAUUUUUUUCAGCUGCUGUACCCAAGAGUUCACUUCUUCUAUUUUUAGCAAGCUUGAAAAUAAUUAUUAGUAUUAUUUUUAUCACAAUGGCUGCCCAUUGCUGUUAAGAUCCCCAAACAAUUAUGGCCCAAAGAAUAACGGCCAAAUUCCACUCAUUUAAAAGAAAGAAAGAAAAAAAAAAAAGAUAAGCCCAAUAAAAGCAAACACCAGCACUACCACCCUAGUCUUUAGCCUUUGGAUCCCUACCUAUUCUCCUGCCAAUCUUACUAUCCACGGAUCCCUAAGCCAGUCUCACCAUGGUAUGACAACACUAUGCAACCAAGAUGAGCACUAAAUACUGGCUCCUAGUGAACUAAACAGAAAAUUAAUCCUUAUUGAUACUAGGACACAUUGGGGCCCUCUAGAAUUUGGUGGUUCCACCAUGCUGCACACAACAGCCACUUGGAACUUUCCAAUGACAAUAGGGAUAAACCAUAUUUCUUCUCCUCAUUUAGAGUAUGACACAAACCAUUAGUUACACAGUUCUGAUUCCAUCCAGUAGAGGGCAGUGAUCCACAUCUACACUAGCCAAUAUGUUAAAAUACAGUCCCAGCACCUGAUUUCUUAAUGAUAGAGGCAGCCUUUGUGUACUUUCCCAUUAGGUUCUUCAUGGCAUCACAUUAGUCCAGUGUUUCCUGGCUGACCAUGUUGAUUGUCAAGACUCUUUGACAAUGCCUGUGCCAAAUGACUCCUGAUAAUGUCGUUAGGUGCUGAGCUGAGCGCUCCUGCGACCGCUUCCGUCGCCGAGGUUCGUCCUUCUAGCGCCACCUGGCCGCUGCGCAGGGCCAAGCGCUGCUCCUGCUCCACCUUGAUGGAUAAGGAGUGUGUCUACUUCUGCCACCUCGAUAUCAUCUGGGUCAACACCCCGGAGCGGACUGUGCCAUAUGGGCUUGGUGGCCCUUCUCGAUCAAGACGGUCUCUGGGAGAUACAGCCCCUCGGAAGCAACCAGAAUCUAGCAAGAGAUGCCGAUGUGCCCACCAAAAAGACAAGAGGUGUCUGAACUUCUGCCAGAUAGGAAAAGAACUCUGGGUUCAGUCCACAAUGGAGAAGGGCUGGGAUCAUCUUAACAAAGGUGAAGAUUGCAUGGCACGCGGACUGAAGUGUGUGCAUAGGCAACUCCUUAACAGCAGGAAAAUGAGAAGACUAGAAGCCAUUGGUAACAGUAUCAAAGCUUCCUUCAGUAUCGCAAAGUUAAAGGCUGCACUCCAUGAAGUGAAGAGGCUGAAGCAUAACAGAACACAUAAAAGACAAAGCAUCUGGGAAAGUCUGAAAACAACUUCUUAGUGGGGAGAUUACCAACCCUAACCAUCCUCCAUUGACAAUAACUGAUAGAGCAUUGCCGAAGUUCUUUUGAUUUUCACAUUCCACGUGGCAAAGGCAUGUUAUCCUAAAUAUUAAGCCACUCACCCACAAAAAAAGAUAGGUAGAAGAGAACCUAAAGAAAUCUUGUAUUUGGACAAGGAAAAGCAAUAAAGACCUAGUAGGUCAUCCUUCUGGAAUCCAAUUGGAUGUGUUACAUUAACAAACAUUGAUUGACAACCGUCUGUCAGGAGAAGAAAGUGAACAUUUGAAUGUUGCUUCUGAAAAGAAUGUGUAAAAUGGAGUGGUGUUGAUCAGUUUGGCAGAUUUCAGGGAGAAAAAUAAAAGACUAAUGCCAAAAGAUGAUGCAAGGAAUACCUGAUACAGAAACUCCUAAAAAGAAGAGAAAUCAAGAUUUGAAAGGAGAGACUAUUUUUUUUACUUAUUAAUUAAAACAGAAAGUGAAUGACACUGUGCUACUUUAAUCAGCACUCAUUGCAUAGAUACAAGUCUACCUCACAUACUGUAUGUUGCACUCCUGCCAAAGUAUUUUUACAAAGUAUUGCCUUUACUUAUCAACCACAACCCUUUGCCUUUUUCAGCAGUCUAGUUUACUAGUACAAUCACAGUUAUCUGAACGGCGGGGCAGACAUUGUGCUUGUUUGGCUAACCAAGGUUUUGGAUAAUGAAAGGAAUUUUCUACAUAAAUAAUAGACAACAGGGGACAUGAUCUUGUUUAACAUAAUAGGGAGAUUUGGACAACUGAAGGUCUAAUAAUAGGGGUUGUACUGUAUUGCAGGUUGCCAAUAAUCCACUGACCCUGAUGUGUAACAGAAAGUGUUGCUAGAUCAAGGAUUUCUUCAGCGUUUGUCUGAUGUAAAUGUGUGGAGACAGAGGGUUGUUUAAUAUGAAACCAAAAGGCUAAUAUUGGGUGACUGUUUAUAGCAGUGAAUUUACUCACAUUAUUAAAUUUGCUGACUGAGGUCUGAUGGAAUUUUAUGAUGUGCUUAUUUUUUUAACAAAUAUUUAUGUCCCUACAAAUUAUUCAUUUAUAUUUACCAUGUUGAAUAUACAUUGGAACGGGCCAUAUUGGUCUAUGCAUGUUUUAUGUAUUUCUGUGUGAAAUCGGGAAAUGCUUUGUGCCUGUCAAGGUAAAUAUCUUUAGAAAUAAAUAUUUUUAACUACUGUA